AUGAUAGAUAUUAUACUGGCGAGAGAUGUUGACACAUGCGAGGUUUCAAACACAUACAACGGUCAUGCGGGACUUAGAAUCCUAGCCAUAUUCAUUAUCUUAAUCUCCUCCGGUCUCGGGGUCUUCUUUCCUAUCAUGGCAUCCCGUUACUCCUUUAUCCAUCUACCGGAGUGGUGCUUUUUCCUAGCUAAAUUCUUCGGAUCUGGUGUCAUUGUAGCAACUGCAUUUAUUCAUUUAUUGGAUCCCGCCGCGGAAGCCCUAGGCAACUCUUGCCUGGGAGGUACCUUUACAGAGUAUCCAUGGGCGUUCGGGAUCUGUUUAAUGUCUCUGUUUAUGUUGUUUCUCAUGGAAAUUGUGACACAUUAUUACGUCGCUAAGAGUUUUGGUGAUCAUGAUCAUGACGGUGGUCAUUCAAACCACCAUGAGGAUGACAUUACCUCUUUUGAAGCAGAUGGCUUUACCGAUUUGGAAAGGCAAAAUGGAAUUGUACGUAGUACUGACCAUAAUAAUAAUAGUAAUAAUAAUAAUGUACUGCCGAUGAAGAAGAAUCAAGUGGAUGAGAAAUCUAUCGAUGAAGAUGAUGACGGAGAUGAUGAGGACAAAGAACAGGAUCCUGCAUCAAAUGAUCUAGCUUCUUCAAGCAGAAUAAAUAAUAACGACAACCUAGUAAACACAAACACUAACAUUAGCCGUUUUGUGUCUUCCGUUCCAGGGAAAGAUCAUUUUGGUCACGAUGAUGUCCAUCAAGAUUCAUCCCAAAUAGGUACACCCGUAGAGGAGGAGAAUAAAGAACAAUACUUGAACCAGAUGAUGGCUGUAUUUAUCUUGGAAUUCGGUAUUAUCUUCCAUUCAGUAUUUGUCGGUCUUUCAUUAUCCGUUAGUGGGGAAGAAUUCGAGACUUUGUUCAUAGUACUAAUAUUUCACCAGAUGUUUGAAGGUUUAGGGUUAGGAACAAGAGUGGCAGAGACAAAUUGGCCCAAAAGCAAAAGAUAUACUCCCUGGUUAAUGGGUUUGGCAUUUACCAUAACAUCCCCUAUUGCUGUCGCGAUUGGUAUUGGUGUGAGAAAAUCAUGGAUUCCAGGUUCCAGAAAUGCUUUAAUUGCAAACGGUGUCUUCGAUUCCAUAUCCUCGGGGAUAUUGAUUUAUACAGGUUUGGUGGAAUUGAUGGCUCAUGAAUUUUUAUAUUCAAAUCAAUUCAAAGGACCAGGUGGGUUGAAGAAAAUGUUGACUGCUUACUUUAUUAUGUGUAUGGGUGCAGGUUUAAUGGCAUUAUUGGGGAAAUGGGCUUAA
Naumovozyma castellii is the source of this 1290-nucleotide messenger RNA. RefSeq names its product low-affinity Zn(2+) transporter ZRT2 (gene ZRT2). Bases 1 to 1290 code for a protein of 429 amino acids. The transcript has a single exon. NCBI's taxonomy places the organism in Eukaryota, Fungi, Ascomycota, Saccharomycetes, Saccharomycetales, Saccharomycetaceae. The record is from RefSeq and is a predicted model, not a curated record.